CCUGGAACAAAGCCAAGAAGGAAAGGUCAUGGAGGAUACGGAGUUGGAAAAGAUCCCAACAGAAGACAAAGAGUGGAUGGAGGACUGUCUCACACUCACAACAGGAGUUUCCUAGCAACGGGUGUGCGAAUGCAGAGGAGACAGACAAUGGAGGGGGCUGAGGAAAUAAAGGAGUCUCUUCAGAAGUCUGGAAUAAAGAGGGAUGUUGAUGUUUUACAACUCAGCCUCGCCACAAAAAAACUCACCACCAUCCCUGACUUAUCAAGAUUUCACUUUCUGAGGCAGUUGUGGCUGAAUAACAACAAGAUAAGAGAGCUCAGCUGUCGUUCCCUCAACUGCUGCUUGACUGAACUUUACCUCCAAAACAAUAACAUCAAGUCUAUAACCGGGGCCCUGAAUCAUCUGACCUGCCUUCAGCGUCUUUUUCUCCACAACAACCAGAUCAGGGGGCUGGCAGACAUGACGCACGAGCUCAGAAGGAUGCAGCAGCUGCAGACUGCAACUUUCUUUCUUAAUCCCAUCUCCCAUGAACCCAGGUAUCGCCAACAUGUGAUCCACUGCUUGCCUUCUAUCCAGGUUUUAGAUAGAAAAGAGGUGAGGUCUGUGGAGAGGAGGAGGUCCUUCCAGAUUUACAGCCAGGAGCGUCAUCGCGUCCUGCAGUCUGUGGUCUUCUGCAGACGGACAACAUAGUCCUCCAUCUGAGGGGAUGUUAGUCAGUGCCAAGUUCUGUUUGCUGAGUGUUCAUAAAUCUGUAUUCUGCUCAAAAUGCUACUUUAUAGUAAUCAGUCAAAGCACAUUAUAGUGCUCAGUGUCCUGCUAACUAACGGUUAUCUACAUAAAAGGGGAACAUGGAAAUGUUACCCAUUAAAGUCAGUUUACAGGUCUUGGGGAAAUUCUAUGUGAAAAAAAGUCUCAAAAGCACUUUGUGGCUCAAGAGGGAGCUGCACGAAAUAUGUAUUACAAAAUUAAAGGUAGGUCUAAUGCAAAGUAAAAAGUGAAGUAUUGAUUUAGUUGCAUUGUGGGUUACGUAGGUGCCCAGAUUUUGACUAGGAAGAACCAUUCGAAUAAUUAUACAUUUGACUGGUUUUACUACAAAUGUUUUAAUAGAUUUUUUUUUCUCCCAACUGUCCAUUGUGACUCCCACACUGUUAUCUGAGUGCAAUGCUCAAUGGGUUGAGAAAUCAUUUAAAGUCAUCCGGGUUAUCGCCCUCUGUUACCUUUUUGAACUUGCUUUAAUAAUACAAUCUGGUUAGUGUUAUGGUUUAAAAAAAAACACGGGAAUUUGAUUGUUGUAUUUGUACCACUCAACAUGGACAUGAUGGUUGGUUGGUCUUUAUUUAACAAGACCCAGAUCAAGUUGUUUGACAUGUUGGAAAUCAUCCGAGUUCAAGACAAAGAAAGCCCUGUUGGAUCUGGUGUUUGAUUUAAUCAAGUCUGUCGAUUUGGGCUGCACAAUAAAUGAAAUUUAUCACAA
Messenger RNA from Eleginops maclovinus (Patagonian blennie), 1474 nucleotides. RefSeq names its product leucine-rich repeat-containing protein 72. Lineage: Eukaryota; Metazoa; Chordata; Actinopteri; Perciformes; Eleginopidae. The record is from RefSeq and is a predicted model, not a curated record. The coding region runs from base 130 to 690 and encodes 186 amino acids. Gene Ontology annotation, molecular function: protein binding. The transcript is spliced from 8 exons.